AUGGAUGGAAUUACAAUAGAAGAUACAAGAACAGACGCAAAUACGAUAACAGUUGAGAAAUUUCAUGAUUUGCUGCUACCGGUGUUGCACAAGCCGAUUUUGACACCGAAAGAGGCAAACCAGCUGACUUUUCACCUUACAGAACUUUUGAUGAUCAAUAAUUGUGAACCUAAGGUACUAAGAAUCUUAUCUCGAUACCUAUCGAAGAAGUCUUAUGAGGAGAUCGUUGAAGAGAGAGUAAUCGAACAUUUUUGUGGGUAUCCACUUUGUAAACACAACGACCCAAAAAAGAUAAAAGACAUGCAGGUGAAUAGUUUGGUCAAAAGUUUGAAGAUGCCAAGGUAUUACAAGUCAAGGUACUGCUGUAAGAAUCAUUACCUAUGUUCAGAAUUUUACAAAAAUCAGCUAAGUUUUGAAGCUUUGUUUAUGAGGGUCAACUUGAAUCAACCAUGGUUUGCAGAGGAUACGGUAGAAAAUGGGGUUGUCUUAUUGGAUCAGUACAUCAACAUGAAGGAAAAGGGAAUCGAAGUUGAUGAUUUAGACAAUGUCAUUGAUAUGCUAAGGCGUAUGAAUGUGGAGGACUCGGGUUCUGACACGAAGGCACAGGAGCUUAUUGAGAAGUUCGAGGGCUUUAAAGUUAUAGAACACACUGGAACGCAAAAGUCCAACGACAUUUAUGGGAAUGAGUAA
Molecule: messenger RNA, 690 nt
Organism: Pichia membranifaciens NRRL Y-2026
Lineage: Eukaryota; Fungi; Ascomycota; Pichiomycetes; Pichiales; Pichiaceae
Exons: 1
Coding region: 1-690 (229 amino acids)
Cellular component (GO): cytoplasm; nucleus
Molecular function (GO): RNA polymerase II CTD heptapeptide repeat phosphatase activity; RNA polymerase core enzyme binding
Source: RefSeq, a predicted model, not a curated record